Trichosurus vulpecula (common brushtail) is the source of this 3194-nucleotide messenger RNA. Its product is annotated as F-box only protein 6-like. NCBI's taxonomy places the organism in Eukaryota, Metazoa, Chordata, Mammalia, Diprotodontia, Phalangeridae. Gene Ontology annotation, cellular component: SCF ubiquitin ligase complex; cytoplasm. Gene Ontology annotation, biological process: glycoprotein catabolic process; SCF-dependent proteasomal ubiquitin-dependent protein catabolic process. The record is from RefSeq and is a predicted model, not a curated record. Gene Ontology annotation, molecular function: ubiquitin protein ligase activity; protein binding. The coding region runs from base 284 to 1087 and encodes 267 amino acids. The transcript is spliced from 6 exons.
GCCGGAACUGACCAGUUAGAAAGGGAAGGGGCCCAGGGGAACAGUAACAGGGCUGGUUCUCAUGAAGAUCGCGUACGGCGUGUGAUGACAGCCCUUCAAUUUAUCCUUGGGCACUGGAAAAGGGGACCGAUUUUAGCGCGAGCCGGACCUCAAGCGGUAGAGAAAGGAGAGGGGGCACCCUUUUGAAAAGCAUCCCGCCCUCCAUCGUCCGGCAAAUACUGCCUCCUCCCAGGCUUGUGCCGACUGUGGAUGAUUGUCCAUCCCCACCCCUGGUGCCAGGGCCAUGGCCUCCAUCAAUGACCUGCCUGAGAACGUCCUCCUGGAGCUGUUCUCCCUGGUGCCAGCCAGGGAGUUGCUGAGGCACUGCCGGCUAGUCUGCAGCCUGUGGAGGGACCUCAUCGACUUGGUGUCCCUGUGGAAACGCAAGUGCCAGAGAGAGGGCUUCAUCUCCGAGAACUGGGACCAGCCAGUAGCCGACUGGAAGGUUUUCUACUUCCUCUGCAGCCUCCAGAGGAACCUGAUCCGCAACCCCUGUGCCCAAGAGGGGUUGAAAUUUUGGACAAUAGACCAGAAUGGAGGAGAUAAAUGGAAAGUGGAAGACAUACCUGGAGCCCACGGGCGAGAUUUUCCAGACCCCAGAGUGAAGAAAUACUUUGUCACCUCCUAUCACACGUGCCUCAAGUCUCAGAUGGUGGACCUGCAAGCCGAGGGAUAUUGGAAAGAACUAAUGGACACAGUAAGGCCGGACAUCAUAAUCAAGGACUGGUUUGCUGCCAGAUAUGACUGUGGCUGCCGCUACCAGAUCUGUGUGCAGUUGCUGUCCGCUGACUACCUUGUUCUGGAUACGUUUGAGCCCCCAGCGGUGGAGAUCGAGCAAUGGAGUGAUUUCGAGUGGCGAGAGGUCUCCCACACAUUCUCCAACUACCCCCCAGGAGUCCGUCACAUCCGCUUCCAGCACGGGGGCAAGGACACUCAGUACUGGGCUGGGUGGUAUGGCCCCCGAGUCACCAACAGCAGCAUCACCAUUGGCCCUGAGGUCACCAGAAAACCCAGUCCUACAGAAGGGGCAGCCAGAUGUAGCAACUAGAUCCAGACCCAGAUGGAAUGAAUGGUGACAGCAUCUUCCUACUUUCACAGCUUUGAUUUUCAAUAAACACUUUCCAUAGAGACAGCCUGCAGUUGGUUUGAGGAAGGAGGAAAGUGUGGGGUCAGGGGGUGAAUGGUCCAGGCUCUUCCAGAAGCAUCCUCAGUCUCAGGCCAAUCGAGGCUUCCCUAUCUUGGAGCAACAAUCCACAAGACGCUGCCCUCAGGUCUUUUAUUGAAACAAAAACCACAGUCUGAUAUACAAUGACCACUUGUGGACAGCAGAGAACAAGGUCCUGGGUUCUCUCCACCCUAUCCCUGGGAUUCCUUCCUAGCGAUCAAAGGCUGGUCUGCGUGUGACCAGAGCAGGCAGAGGGAGCCAGUAUCGAGGGCAAUGUGGACUUGCCAGACAACGGGGUAAGCGCACUUGAAGCCCAGGAUGCAGUUCCAGGCCAGGAGGGGCCCAUGAUUGCCGCCAAAGUCCAGUCCUGCAUUAGCUGGGGAGGCCUGCUUCAGCUGCUCUUGUGAGCCCUCUCUUCUACAUACAGCUGCAUCUGUUAGAAGGAAACCAUGCCAGUGGUGAUGAAGGUAAAAAGUUAUGUUUCUGUGGCACUUUAAGGCGAGGUAUUCUUACCAUCUCCCCACCCCCAUUUCACAGAUGAGAACACUAAGGCUCAGAGAAGAAGUGAUUUGCCUUGGGUUACACAAAUGCUAAGUGGAAGGAGGGAAUCAGACUUGCUCUAUGUGAUGCCAGAGAGCAGUGGUUAGAAAUAACAGAGAAGCAAAUUUGGCCUUGGUGUCAGGAAGAACAUCCUAACCCCUAUCCCCUAAUGGGGGCCAUCCAAAAGUGGCACAGACUGCCUUAGGAGGUCACGAGUUUCCCUUAGCGCUCUCUGAGCAAGACCACUUGCCCAAGAUGUCAUAGAAGGGAUGCUUUGUGGGGACAGGGAUUGGACCACCCGGCCUCUAUGAUCCUGGGGACUCUUUCUAACUGAGACAAAUGCUCUCACUCAAGAGGGGUGGGUGGUCAGAGGACAUGAGGAAAUAGCCAAGGGCUGUCUGUAGCCUGCCCAUUCUCAGCCUGGGUCAUGGUCUAGGUGAGAGGGAGCUUGCCCAAAGUGCCCCAGGCCAACCAAGAUGAGACAAGUCAGGCUACUAUGCGUGGGCUCUGUUCCAGGUAUGAGGCAUGGGAGAAACCAAUUCCUUCCUGGAGAGUUUAAAAUAAUAGGAUGGCUCUUCCUAAGCCAUCAACCAAAGGUAGCUUAGGAGGUCUGAUCACAUCCCCUAGGCCCCUAACAAACACUCUCUAAGCAUUGUGAAAUGUGUCUCCCAGCAGUCACUGGGAUGCCUAGGUCCCAUGACGUCCUUGCCACUCAGCUUCACCUUUAAAAUGUCUGAGGUCAUGGUCUUCAGUGGGAUUAGCCGAGGGUCAUGCAUGUGCACAUCUUGCUCAUCUGCCAAGAUCCAGGGGAAGUCCUGAGAGCAAAGAGGGCAGAAUUCCAUGAGACAUAAGUUGUUGAAGAGGGAAAACCCCCAGCUGAGAAUCUCUGGGCAAUGUUCUUAAAAUGUUCUUUCCUAAUAAGAUCAGGGAUGAAGCAGGGAUGUUCAUAAAUUAAACUAUCGGUCUUUACAGAUGAUAUGAUGGUAUAUUUAGAGGACCCUAGAGAAUCAACUAAAAAAACUUGAGCAAAGUUGCACGAUAUAAAAUAAACCCCCAUAAAUCAACAGCAUUUCUACAUACUGCCAACCAAACCCAGCAGCAAGAGAUAGAAAAAGAAUUUCCACUUAAAAUAACUACAGAUAAUAUAAAAAUACUUGGUAGUCUACCUGCCCAAAACAAACCCAGGGACUUUAUGAACACAAUCACAAAACACUUUUCACACAAAUAAAGACAUCUAAACAACUGGAGAAUUGCUCAUGGGUAGGCUGAGCCAAUACACAGACAGUUCUCACUUUAUAUAAAUUCACAUCACAGAAAUUUGACCUUAAGAAUUCUGAAAGAAAUCCCCAUUCCAGAAAAACACCUAUGUUAACUUUACUGUACACAUAACUGUGCUCUCUGUCUCUCUGCUCCUGCAGCUUCCUACACACUCCCAACCAAAAAAAAAAAA